Neodiprion fabricii is the source of this 5756-nucleotide messenger RNA. RefSeq lists its product as uncharacterized. NCBI's taxonomy places the organism in Eukaryota, Metazoa, Arthropoda, Insecta, Hymenoptera, Diprionidae. The coding region runs from base 732 to 2390 and encodes 552 amino acids. The record is from RefSeq and is a predicted model, not a curated record. The transcript has a single exon.
CGAUGGGCCGGUUCGCCGGAGUCUCGGUGUCGCAGCUUAGUCAGUCCGGGCCCGACCGCCUAAGCUUCAACCGCCUGUCUCUCAGCCGCGCAAAGCCCAGUCCGUCGGCCCGGCUGUGGCUGUCCGAAACUACGCGAACCCGUCUUAGGCAAUCGGUGUUUUGUGAGAUCGCAAGUGCGGCGGUGCAGAAGUGAGCCGUGUGUUUUGUGAAACACGACGAGCCACCGCGAAACCGCGGCGCAGGGAACAGCGAAACGGCACCGGAUUGCUGUGCCGCACCUAAGAAUUCUUUCACCAACACAACGAAGUCGUCAGUCGAUUCCCACAGUUACAGAGGCUCCCAACGCUGCGGGGAGACGCGACCGCAUACCGCCGGGAGCGAGAAAGACGGAAACAUUGCCGGAGCGGCGGCCAUCAUGGUUUGACCGUUUCUCAGCCAAGGCGGCGGAGCCUGAGCUGUGCGAGCUACAGCUGCUGCCGAGAAGUGAACGAGACAGUGUAGUGUGCGUGAAGUAUAAGGAAACGGAAGAAUACGUCGAGUGUGAGGUACAAAGUUAUAAAAAGGACAUAAAUCGUUUGAAACAGUCUGCUACGUUUUUCAUCGAGAGUGCGGACAGAGAUUAUCUGCAUAAUCAAAAGUUUGUUUAUUAACCGAUCUCCGUGUAACCUAAAAAGAGGUGAGGCGGCGAGGGGUGGGGGUGGUGGGGGUGGGGAAAGGAUCGUGGCGCAAAAUGAGAGGCGCCAAUCAGGACAACGCUACACCUUACUGCCGGUGCAGGGUCCUGUACCUUGGGAGUUCGGUACCUCAUGCUAGUAAGGAGGGAUUGCUGGGGGUGCAGGAACCCUUGCGGGAAUUGUACCCGGAACAGGGAGCGCUGGGAGCGCGGGGGAUUGAUUCGUGGUUGAGCGUCUGGAGCAACGGUCUUCUGCUCGAGAACGUUGACGAGCACCGUAAGAAGAUAACUCGAUUCUUUCCGAUCGAGGCUCUGCACUACUGCGCAGCGGUUAGGCAUGUAAAAGGUGGGGGCGGCGGGGGCAGCGAGCCCUCGACUACGCGGUUUCUCCCCCUCGACUCGCCCUUCGCCAGAACACCGAGCGCCAACCACCCGCCCCUUUUUGCCGCCGUGCUGCGGCGGACCUCGGGAAUCAAGGUCCUCGAAUGUCACGCGUUUAUCUGCAAGCGCGACAUGGCGGCCAACGCCCUCGUUCGCUGCUGCUUCCACGCUUACGCCGACAGCAGCUACGCCAAGGGCCUCGACCCCGCCAACGUAGCCCCGGCGCCCCCGGCUGCCAGCAGCCUCUAUCACACCCUCGGUGGCUCGAGCACGACCCUCGACAGCCCGUCGCCGCCCCGCCUCGACGCGUCGACCGACGAUCUCAGCCUCUAUAACGGCAACGAGAACCACAAGGUCUGGGCUCGGGGUCGAGACGAGGUCGACGCCGUCUACCAGGAUCAGCAUGGCACGCUGAGGAGCACACGAGGCUCGCGACCCCGCCAGCUAGUCGCACCGCCACCGCCGCCUCCGCCACCGCCGCCUGCCCAGCCCCUCAUCCACGAGGAACUAGCCACCGCCAGGAGAAAGACUACCGCCAGCAGGAAACUGAAGAAGCGGAACCUCCGCGCUCACGAGGAACAACUCCUCCAGCACCAUCAAGUCUACGCCAACGGACACGGACAUCACACCCUCGGGCACCCCGUCCGGCAGCAUUUCCACCACCCGCAUCACUCGGUUCCGCAGAGCAGCCGAUCCGUCGCCGGGACCCUCGGCAGACCCGCGCCUGUUCUCCUGGUCCCCGCGGCGACCUUGCCGAGAAAGGCUCACCACGCGCAUCCCCGUGGCGUAAGGCCCAUUCCCACCGCAACACCGAUCGUGCCGAUUUACGCCCCGCUUCCUGUGCCGCCCCAGGCCGCCAUGUACGGCGACGUACGAUCGUACGGCACCAUGAGGAACCGCGGGGCCCGACGGCAUCCGGAACCCGACAAUUCGACUCUGGGAACGGCUAGAAGGCUCGCAGCUUCUCACGCCGACUUGACCGCCCCUGAUCCGCAGCCCCAGGACAACGCGGAGACAGAGUCGCGGUUCGGGACUGGGAUUUAUCGCCGGAAGGGACACCUUAACGAACGGGCUUUUUCCUACAGCAUUCGCGCCGAACAUCGGAGUCGCAGUCACGGCAGCCUCGCGUCCCUCGGUUUCAGCGCUCAAAACGGCACCACUUUGCCCAAGGAGGACAAAAAGGAUCGUGAAAUCGCCCAGCUUGUUGCCGGGCUGAAUUUGGACGACAGUCCUGAGAAGGGGGGCCACCAUCAGAACUCCCCAGGGCCGUAUUCUAGGGGCGUACCUGGCCCCGCUUCACAUCCUCAGCCCCAACCAAGGCCAAGGCCUCGUUAGCACAUAUUUGCAGAAAUUGUGCAGCCGAGCUGAUUGUAGACUCGAUCCGACCAUGUAUCGUUAAGGGGAUGUGUCGGAGUGCCGGAGAUGUGAUAGCUGACCGUAUUUCGUUACACUUUUUUACUCUCCGGAGUGACGAAACAGUUUCAAACUUUGGAAAAUGAUGUCAUUUGUUGUCGCGCUUACAGUGUACUCGUUGAGAAUAAUGCCGCGGAUUGAUGUCGAAAUACGAAAAAUAUGGAAUUUACUUAUUACCGGCGUCCAUAACUUCAAAGCGAGUAAAAAUCUGCUGCAAGUAUUAUAUAUUCAUUGUGGUUUCGUUAAUUUUUUUUAAACUUUUCUCAAUUACCGCACAGGCACAACUGCUGCAAAUACCAUCAUUCAUCCAAGUUUCUAAGGAUUUCAUAACCUAUUCUGGAGAGAAAAGAGGUUUAAAAUACGAUUCGCUCACUACGUCGGCACUUCGUAAUAAGCACUUGUUCUAUCUCGAGGCAAAGUGAUACGCGAUUCCUGUUUUCAUCAUCGACGCGUAAUCAACACUCGUGUACAUACAAACAUCAUGGACGGUUUGUUCUCGUCUUCGUUGGAUGACGUCAAUCAAACUCGUCGUGUCAUCGCGUAUUCGUUUAACGCAGCGUUAGAAUAUACAAGGUUGAAAUUUGAAACCUUAAAAACUCGAUAAUUCGCGAUUUUAGAAUUAUAUGAGAUUCAAUUCAGUGUUAUAACGUGAAGCAUGCUCGUAUAGUUCUGCAAUUGAAAGUCCUUCAAAGGCAAGUUAAGGUUACAAAAUAUCGUUUUUUCCUCGAUAGUUUGUUACUUUAACUUAUAUUACAAACUUUAACCUUGUGUUAGAAUUCCAUUAAAAUAUCUUUCCCGUGAGCAAGACAACGAAUAACUAAAGCUGUGAGUUGAGUACCGUUACGUAAUGUUUAGUCAACGCCACUGGGUGCGGUGUGGCCCAAGAACGUGGUGCAUUGUUUGGUUCAAAUAAUUAUACAUCGAAUUCGCAGAGUCUAUUGUAUUGCUAAUAUUGUAACAAGUAUGUCUUGAUAUUCUUCUUCAACGCUUUAUGCGGUACAAAGACCAGCGCCGGAGAACUACGAAUACAAUAUACGCAUUACACAGUGUGUGUAUGAUUAUUAUAAAAUAAACGAUUCAAUAAAAACGAUCAUGUGAUAGCAUCGUGAUGCGUCUUCUUCUUUAGUCAAUGCCGCUGCAGCGUACACGUCAUGCUACAUGAUAAUUAUUAUCGUGUCUAGGUAAAUCAUGCAGGUUCUCCAUUUUCUUUUUUUAAAUUCUCACAUUCGUAAGCACUUUUAAGCCACUAAAGAACGUUCACUCUUAAUUAGAAUACACUAUUUUACUCUAAUUCAAUCGGCCGAAACGUACCUAAUCUAGAGAAGAAAAAGAAACUUCAAUCAAUCGUUGAUUUUUCAAUUGCAAAACUGACUGCGUUCACUUGUAAAUAAAAUAUUUCAUACGUACAACGUAUUUGGUUAGUAAGAUAUAUCGUAAGUAGUAUUUGAACAUGAAACACGAUUCCAUCUGUUAUAAUAUUUGCACAGUGAAACACGCAACCGUUUGGUAAUUUUGUCAGUCGGAUAAAAAUACCGAUUUUAUAAUGUAAUACCGAUAACUCGAGUCUGCAUGCCACGAGAUGUUAGUAAGUUGUGCAUUCCUGUUCUAGAUAUUAUUACAAGAAAUUCAUGCUAGUCGUUGUAUUUCACACUCGCUCGCAUCCGAUGCCAAUCGGUUGCGGCACCCUGCAAUUAUUGGUCUGAAACACGCGUUACGCUGCAGACGAAAGAACUAUUCAAGAUUGCGUGCAUUCGUCCGUGGAUGUUGCAAUUACACCCGUUAAUAGUCGGAGAGGGUAUACCUCGAAGUAAAUUGCUAAUUGCAAAAUUUACCAUGUCUUUAAUCGCAUCGCUUCGACCAUUAGUUAGAAAAAUAACAGAUGAUUGAUAACCGACCUGACCAUAAUUCAAAUGAAUGAAUUACAAAUACUUUCGGAAAUUUUCGUCCGCAAUGAAAUCCACUUGUGCCAAAAUUUCAGCUCUGAAAUUCAGUCCCCGCACGAUUCUAUUCGGUACAAAAUAUUCCGGAACGAAGAGUGUGGGAUUUCACUAGAUGUAAUUUGCAUGACAAUGUGAUUUUGAAUUCAGCACGUUUGCAGAAACGGAACGCUCGGCACAUUCUAAUAUCGUCAACAGUAACGAAAGGAAUUCUUUGAAGCGGCGAGAUUACUAUUUCUGUAAAGUCUAUUUUGAAAAUCGAAUGUGGACUGUUAAUUCGCCGAUAGAACGGUGACAUUUAUAAGCAACACAUGGCAAAGUCGUUCGUUCGCAAAAUACCCGUUCGAUUUACCGUUCAAAUUCACUUCAGGUAAUACGAAAAGGAAGUUACGUGACGAGUACAAACAGUCCUAUAUUAUUUACUAUUCGGUAUGUCGGUUAUCUUUUUUCUGCCCCACUCCCGGAGUCAAUGACUUUCAAGUAAGGUUCGAGCAUUAACGUCAAGCUCCGUUAGGCAAACGGAUUCUACGGCAACCAUAUUCUCACUAUGGUUGAGGCUAGGCCGCGAUAUGAAUAUAGAAACUGCUUGGCAGGCCAGGUAAAAACUUCUUGAACCCUUAGCUCCAGGGUACCUUGAGGCGUUUUAGUUCUGUGCUUCCGCGCGAAGAUGAAUAUUCCGCCAUUUUUCUACUCUCUGCAAACUUUCUUCAAUUUCUUGACAAGCGUAUCGACAUCGAAUUCCGAUCGACAAGAUAUGUUCGGUGAGUUCUAAUUACUUGAACGUAAAUUGUGACGAUAUUUAUGUCUUCCCGAAAACUCAUGAAAUAUGAAUUAUGAAAAACCUUGUGCGUAAUAUUUUAUUCCAAUAUUAAAUAUUAAGGUUAUUGUUGUGCCUGUAGAAUAUAUUUUUGCUGUUACUUUUCUCGCAGAAAUUACGAUCUUAUAUACAUCGAAGUAGUUAUGCUUUAUUAGUAUGUAACUAUCUUCACUAAAUUUUUUUUUUAUAUAUAUUUAUAUAUAUAUAUACAUAUAUAUACGAAUAGGCAUCAAUAAAUAUAAAUACAUAACUUACAUAAUAUAAUAUAUCUAUGUAUAAUAGUAAUGCCGUAAUAUUCUCGUUACAUGUGUUAGAGCGUGCACCGAUAGGAAUGUGCCAUCCAGUAUGCGAAAAAGACUCAUCUAAUAAUGUUAUCUAAAGGAAUAAUAAUAACAACAAAAAUAAUAACAAUUAUAAUAACAAAGUUAACCGUAAUAAUUACACUAAUAAUAAUGAUUGUAUAUGUGAAUAUAUUAUUAUACAUGCGUGUUAUGCAGGUAAUAAAGAGACAAUAAUAAACGUAUAGUAUACAAA